Molecule: messenger RNA, 1424 nt
Organism: Lingula anatina
Lineage: Eukaryota; Metazoa; Brachiopoda; Lingulata; Lingulida; Lingulidae
Product: coiled-coil domain-containing protein 97
Source: RefSeq, a predicted model, not a curated record
CUCCACGAGCAGAAGAACAACAUGUUAUAUGGGAAAUGCUGCAGUAGGAAACACUGAUGAAUCCAGACGUACAUGUACGUAAAGAUCCACCCGUUUGAAUGUAGCGCGACAUGUGCUCUGCCAAAAAAUAACUGGACAAAGGAGUGAAUCUCGUGGACAUCAGUCAAAAAAUUUAAAUUGCAUCUAGUUCCUUUUUAACACUGGAAUAUGGCAAAAAGUAUAUGUUCACUUAUGGAAACCAACAACACAACUGUUGAUGAUAUGUGCAACAGACUUGGCACCACCAACGCACACUUUAAACAUCAGCAAAGAGGAGAACCAGACCUCACAGUGUCACAGAAAGCAGAUAUAGCUAGAGAAAUUUAUGCAAAAAACCCUGCAACAUUCCUCUCUAGGUUUGGUAAAUAUAUGCUAGAAGAAGAUGUGUCUCAUUUUGAAAAUUUUAAAGGAAACUAUGAAGUAGAUUUUCAUUUGAAAGAGUUAAGAAAACAGUUCAGUAAAAAAGAGAGUAAAACCAUAAUCAAAAACAGGAGGUAUGAAGCAAUGAAAAAACUUAUAGAGGAUGGGGAAUACUUCUCAGAGGAGGAAAUGAAAUCUAGGAAUCCAUUAUUGUAUGAACAGAUGAUUGGCCAAUAUUUGACUGAAGAAGAAAUUCAAGAAAAGGCAGGGACAUUUGAUAGAGCAGACUGUAGGUUUUCACACAUUUUAAUGGACCAUGUAGGAAUAGUGCUUCAGAAUGAAUUGUACUACAAACAAAAAGAAAUAGAGAAUGACCAAUGUGAGGAAAGUGAAGAGGAGGAGGAGGACGAAUGUGAGGAAGAACUUGAAAUGGAUAAUGGUCAGAGUAAAGAUGGCAGGGAAAAUCUUCCAGAAGCUGAACGCAACUUGUUAAAGGAAGAAUUUUUGAACAUAAUGAAAGAGAGAUUUAUGAAUGGAGAAGAUGAAGAUUUUGAUUAUAGUAAAGUGGACACAAAUGCAGAAUAUGACUCUCUAGACAUCCGGGAACACGAUGAAGAGGAAAAAUACUUUGAUGAGGAAGAACCAGAUGAUUUACUUAUUGAAAGCCAUGAUGACAUGGAAACUGUAUGAUUCCCUGCGUGAAAACAAGUUUUUUUUUUUUUACAAAUCCUUGGAGUUGUUGAUAUCCAUUUACUUAUUCUGGAUGUUUAAAUAAGUAUUGCUUUGACUUACAUGCAAUGAUGGGAAUUUUUUGCCUGGUUAAUGCUUCUUGCUGGAAAGAAAUGCAGUUUAACAGCACUGCCCAUCUUUUUUUAUUGCAUCUGUGUUGUAAGAGGAUUGCAGCAGUGGUGUAUUACCCAAAGGAUCAGAACUGAUGUAGCAGAUUGACAAAUGUUACCAUAAUAAUCAUACAAUGCUUCUAGUAAAACUUGUAAAGAAAAUAAAAUGUUUUACAGAUAAUAUGA